AUGAAUGAACACAUAUCUUUCGGACACCAAUGGUACAACAAAUUAUGUUCCAAGGAUAAACAAUAUCCAAGCUCUGAAGAAUAUCAGAUAAUUAUUCAGUUUGACAGAGAUACUUUAUUUUAUUCUUCAAAGUACGACAGCGAAUUUCUAUUUCGGAAAUUUUAUGAUGAUUCAAAAAAAGUGUCAAAACCACCAAGACCACCAAACGCUUUUUUUAUAUUUAGAACCGUACUUGGUUUGGUAGCGAAAGAUAUGUGUAUCUCUGUAGGUGAUGGGAUAACCUUUAGUCGAUUAGCAGGAUUUAUGUGGGGUGGUGCUGAUGAUGACGAUAAAAAUAAAUUUCAUUCAUUAUCCGACGAAAUUAAAAAACUCCAUGACGACAAAUAUCCUAAUUAUAAAUAUAAACCCGAGCGAAGCAACUCCGUCCGAUAUAAUUUUUCAAAUAAAACCGCUAAAGAUUAUGAAGUUCAAGAAUUUCCUUACACUCCUUGGGUCAACCUGAAUCUUUUACAGCAACAAUUUUUUACCUUUAGCACUCCGACUAUUGCUGUAAAUUGUCCUCAAUCAGAGGAAUAUGAUCCAAACAUGUCUCUAUCUGUUCAUCCACCUGAAUAUACAAUCUUAACAAGGGAAUCACCUUCUACUCUACAAAUGCUAGAGGGUGUCCCUCUUAUUAUGAACU
Molecule: messenger RNA, 682 nt
Organism: Scutellospora calospora
Lineage: Eukaryota; Fungi; Glomeromycota; Glomeromycetes; Diversisporales; Gigasporaceae
Source: the annotation of a GenBank genome assembly